CGUGAAGGCGGGGCUUGAGCGGUCAGCUGCAGCACGCACAGAAUGAGCUAGAAGCGAGCCGAUGAUGGUGGACAUCUGAAGAGGAGACCCGGAGAAGCUGCAUCUGUGGAGAUCCUGAGGCUGUUUAACACACGGAGGACACACCGACGACUGGGGAUGUGGUGUGUGUGGCUGCUGCUCUUCUCUCUGUCUGUGGAGACUCUGAGUUCGUCCUCCUGUCAGACCUGCAGGAAACUGAGCCACAGCUUCAUCAAGGGUUUGGAGCGAACAGCCAAUAAGAACUUCGGCGGUGGGAACACGGCUUGGGAAGAGGAGAAACUGGCCAAAUACGCACGCAGUGAAACGCGUCUGCUAGAGAUCGUGGAGGCAGCGUGUGAUAAAUCUGACUUUGAGUGCAACAGACUGCUGGAGCAGAUCGAGGAUCAGGUGGAGACGUGGUGGUUUCACAGACAGCAGGAGGCGCCAGACCUGUUUGAAUGGCUCUGCAUUGAGGAGCUCAGACUGUGCUGCCCGGCGGGACACUACGGACCUCAGUGUGCAGAGUGUCCGUCGGGACCCGCAGGUGUGUGUGGAGGUCUGGGUCGCUGUGAAGGUGAAGGCACGCGUCUGGGCGACGGAGACUGUGUGUGUGACCCGGGAUAUGCUGGAGUUCUGUGUCAGGAGUGUGCAGACGGAUACUACAGAGAGAAGAGCUCCAAUCACACACAACCACCCUGCUCAGCGUGUCAUCACUCCUGUAAGGUGUGCAGUGGUCCGCUGGAGAAGCAGUGUCAGCUCUGUAAAUCCGGCUGGAUCCUCCACAGCAGCAGGUGUAUCGAUGUGGACGAGUGUGGCACAGAAUUGGCUCGCUGUCCGUCAAACACAUACUGCUUCAACACAGACGGCUCUUACGAAUGCAGAGGCUGUGAUCAGGCGUGUGUGGGCUGUAUGGGCAGUGGUCCGGCUCGCUGCAAGAAAUGUGCCCGAGGCUUUAGGCUCACUGGGGCCAAGUGUUUAGACAUUGACGAGUGUUUGGAGCGCACCAUUGCGUGUCCGGGCCUGAAUGAAGCAUGUGUGAACGAGGAGGGCUCGUACCGUUGUGAGUGUGCGGACGGCUUCAUCAGGCGGGACAGCAUCUGUGUGGAGAAUCUCACACCUGCGGGGCCAGAGAAGGGCUUGUUUGACGACAUGACGGAUGACGAGGUGUUGGUUCUCCAGCAGAUGUUCUUCGGCGUGGUGAUCUGCGCUCUGGCUACGCUCGCUGCUAAAGGAGACAUGGUGUUCACCGCCAUCUUCAUCGGGGGCGUCGCCGCCAUGGCCGGAUACUGGCUGUCGGAGAAGGGGGACCGCGUGCUGGACGGCUUCCUCAAGGGCAGGUAGAGGAGGAGACACUGACCUCACUCACUCACUGACUGAUGGAGAUCACACUGACGGAGACAACAGGAGAAGAGGAGGAGGAAGAAUAAAGAAGAUGAUGAUGAGGAACAAUGAGGAUGAUGAAGAAUAAUUAUGAAGAUGAUGAAGAUGACGAUGGAUUGGUUUCUAACACUGUGUUCAACAGUUGAGCUGCUGCGUGUGUCUUUUGAGACUCAGCUUGUGGAUGUGUGUGUGUGUAUUUCUGAAGAUCAGAGAAGAUGCUGAGAACUUUUCCUGAUGCAGGAUACAGCGCUGACACUGAUCACGAGCGUGUGUGUGUGUGUGAAAGUAAUGUAUGUUAAUAGAUCAUGUUGAUUUUAAUGGGGUUUCCACAUUCAUUAAUUCAUGAUUUGAAGACUUUAUAGUGACUCUGUUAUUGUUAUUUUGUAAUCAUGAUUCCCCUUCAGGGUGUGUGUGUGUGUGUGUUGCUUCAACAGAUUCUCUGAGGAACACUGAUGUCUGUGGUCUGCUGCUGUUCUUCUGCUCUUCUCAAGUGCAAUAUGAAGUGCUCCUGAUCUCUGACUGCGCUCUAGAAUGUCUGUGUAUUCAGAUUUCCUGUGAUCACUCUUUCAGCUCAUUUCCUCUGGCAGUGGGAGUCCUGUUUUAAAUAUGCAAAUGUGACAGCUGUGAUAGGUGGGUUCCUCCGCUGUGAUUGGCUGUAGAUUGCAGACGUCUGCAUGCUUCAGUUUAGUUUAUUUUAGUUGUGUGUGAAUGUGACGACUGAGCUCUGUUCUGCCAGCCUUAAAGUCAAACCUGUUUCCUUCAUCACCUGCUGUUAGGAUGCUCAACUUUAUAAUUACAUUAAAACUAUUUCAUUCAGCUGCUUCACUCAUCUUUUUGUGACAAAUUUCCAGCAGACAGACAGUAAAAUGAGUAUAACCAUAGUUUGCUAUUACGGCCAGCGCUGGUCAGUAACAUUACUGCAGGUUUGUGCGGGGACUGCUGGAGUUUAAUAUUAUUAUGGUCUGGAAAUUAUUGUCAUGUUUUGUAUUUAUUCUUUAAUCUGUGCCCUUUAAAAUGCUAAAUUUGCAUUUACGAGAAUAAAUCACAGCAGUUGAGUGUUUGUUUAUAUGUAUUGUGUACAGUGUACUAUAACAAACACAAUCUGAUAUAAUGUGACGUGUGGAAAUAUGUUUUUUAACCACAGCUUUAUAUUGCUGGAGCUCAGAAUAUGCUGUUUCAGAGCUGUUAUGCUUCACGAUGAUGAACAUUAGCUUGUAUGUGUAUAUUGGCAUUUUAUUUUCACAGAUUAUUCAAAUGCUGGACUGUUUUUUUAUACCUAAAUCACAUUGGAUUCUGUCCAUAAAUCAUAUUUGUGAAGUGAUUCUCAUCAUGCUCAGCGUCCGCAUGAACAACACGAGAAGAGGAAGAGUGCGUUUGUUUUCUUCAUCUCUCAUAAUAUGCCUCAGCACAGUCGUGUUUUCAGUGGUCUGUCCGCUCCUCGUGGAUGAAAAUGUCCAGUUUUCCCUCGUCUUGUACCUCUCAGAAAUACUAUACAGACGUGAAUUCUGCUGUCAUAUCUCACAGACAGGCCCACGACAUGUAGAAAAGAUAAAAAAUCUCAUUUAUUUAAAUCUUCAACAUGAACAUUAUCUGCAAAUCCUGAACAAACAUGAUGAACAUGAAACAAACAAGCCAAGAAACAGCUGCAGGAUCUGUGAUCGACCUGUGGCGCUGCGGACAUUAUAGUUUAUUAAAAGAGAUGAAAUCAGA
Molecule: messenger RNA, 3108 nt
Organism: Danio rerio (zebrafish)
Lineage: Eukaryota; Metazoa; Chordata; Actinopteri; Cypriniformes; Danionidae
Source: RefSeq, a predicted model, not a curated record